This is a messenger RNA of Anoplophora glabripennis (Asian longhorned beetle), 3370 nucleotides long. Its product is annotated as ubiquitin carboxyl-terminal hydrolase 2. Gene Ontology annotation, biological process: protein deubiquitination. Gene Ontology annotation, cellular component: cytoplasm. The transcript is spliced from 10 exons. The record is from RefSeq and is a predicted model, not a curated record. NCBI's taxonomy places the organism in Eukaryota, Metazoa, Arthropoda, Insecta, Coleoptera, Cerambycidae. Gene Ontology annotation, molecular function: cysteine-type deubiquitinase activity. The coding region runs from base 168 to 2519 and encodes 783 amino acids.
UCUAAAAUGGCUGAAUCGUAACGUUCCCGAAUCCCGAAUGACAUUUUUCUACUUUUUUGAUAAGAAUUUCUAAUAAAACACAAGAAAAACGCAAAACAAAACAAACCUCAGUGAAAUGCUAAAGUAAACACUCAUAAACUCAUUAAGUUCAACAAUCAUUCGGGAAAAUGCCUGUCUUGAGCCCCCACCGCAGUUCGGCCUCCGGGCUAAGUGGUUCCUACAGAUCCAACUUCAGUUCCUCCGCUUUAGACAGGCCUUACUUCAGCCCCUCCUCGUACAGCCCUAGGAUUACAAGUUACAGCGAAAGAUACACUACAAGGGCAUACACCGACUCGGACGGAAGGCGAAUCUUUUCAAGGUCGGGAUCUAUAACCGAGGAUGGGGUCACUACCAGAUUUAGAGAGGAAUCGAGAGAACCGAGCGUACGACGCGAUUCGAUAGGAAGAGAUUCGGGGAUAAGUUCGAUAAGGGAAAAUUCAAUUUCGGAUUAUCCGAGGAGGGAUAGCUCCCUGUCGCGGAACGACAGACUGUCCACGUUAAACGUAAUCGAUUCCGUCGCGGAAUUGAGGAACAAGUAUUCACCCGCUAACUAUGUGCCUGCUUGCCUAAGAAAAAAUGAAAAUAUUUCGAGGUCCAAAUCUAUUAACGAUAUAGGCUUGCCUCCCCUGGAGGCGAAAACUAAUAACAAAAAAAAGGUAAACGAUAGGGGCGAUGCUGUUUUUAGUACUACUAACAAUGUGUUAAACUCUAACAAUACUAAUAACGCCGACGACCUCUCGGACGAGGACGACAACGGCAACCGGGCGUCGGUCGCCGAGCUGUGUAGGAAGUUCGACGAGAAACCCCCGAAAACCGUAAAAAACGGCACCUCGGCGAACAAGACGGCCGAGAGCAAACUAAAAAAGCACGACGACACGAGCACGGCCAAGCUUACUAACGGCAAGGCAAAAAUCGCGAAAAGACCGAGUAACAGUGUGUCAGCCGGUAAAAAAAUUGACAAUUUGACAUCGGGGAAGUGUCAAAGUAACACUGAUGUUUUACAGUCAAACACAAAAUUGGAAGUGAAUGAGGAGGACUGUCUGAAAAAUGGGUCAGACGUCAAGGGGGAUGAGGACGGCGAGGAGGUAAAUGGUACGCCGUCUAGGAGUAGCUCGAGGGUAAACAAUUUCGCGUCGUACAUCCCCACCAAAGACUACCAGAAGGGGGAUGAGAGCAAAGGGGACGGCCUCAGUUUGAAGGAGAACGCUAAAAAUGACAUGGAUAACAAAGAUAAUUACGCAGGGAAAAUCUUGCAAAACGAUCUGGCCGCAUCCCCGAAACUCAACAGAAACGCCGUCUCCCCCUCCAACUCCAUCCCCAGCAGUCUAAAUUCGUUGUCCCGACGUUCGAGCGACAGAGACAGCCACCGCGCCCGCGAUAUCCUGGACGAUGACAGCGGGGGCGAACGCAACACCAUUCGGCCGUUUAACAGCACCAAAGUAUUGGGCCUCAACGGGCUCAAGAAUAUCGGCAACACUUGUUUCAUGAACAGCGUCAUCCAGUGCCUGUCCAACACGAGGUGGCUGCUGGAGUACCUCAGGAAGGACUCCUAUAUUAGGGACAUCAACACGACCAUAUCGGGCAUGAAGGGCGCUCUGAUCAAGGCGUUCGCCGAGGUAAUAAAGGAGCUGUGGUCGGAAGACUCCUCGGACAGGGUGGUGGUGAACACGGUUUCCCUGAAGAGCCAGAUUCAGCGUUUCGCUCCCCGUUUCAUGGGCUACGCCCAGCAGGACGCCCAGGAAUUCCUACGCUACCUGCUGGAGGGCCUGCACGAGGACGUCAACAGGGUGACGGAGAAGCCGAAGCCCAUCCUCACGGAGAUAGACGAGAAAUUGAGCGAUCACGAGAAGGCGCAGGAGUCCUGGCAGCGGUACCUGAGGAUGGACAACUCGAAGAUCGUCGACCAUUUCGUCGGACAGUUGAAGUCGACGCUUAAAUGCACGUACUGCGGGCACUGUUCCGUCACCUUUGAUCCCUUCUGGGACCUUUCGCUGCCGAUACCCCAGAGGACUGGUCAGUUGAGGCUGUCGCAGUGCCUCGACAGUUUCACCAGGGAGGAAACGUUGGAUGGCGACGAGAAACCGACAUGUUCGAAAUGCAAAGAACGGAGGAAAUGUACAAAGUCUUUCUCAAUCCACAAGUUCCCUAAAAUUCUCGUCAUCCAUCUGAAGAGGUUCUCGCCGACGGAGCGGUUUAGGGGCAAGCUGAACGUCACGGUGGACUUCCCGAUCGAGGGGCUGGACAUGAGCAAUUACGCCGCCGACAACAUCGCCCCCUGCCGGUACAACCUGUACGCCAUCUCCAACCACAGCGGCACGACGUACAGCGGCCACUACACCGCCUACUGCAGGCACCCGUACGCGGGCACGUGGCACGAAUAUAAUGAUUCUCGGGUUAGUCCAAUAUCGCCGAAAUCCCUUGUCAGUGGUGAAGCAUACGUCCUUUUUUAUGAACAGGAAGGCGCGAAAUCCCACCUAUGAGUCUACGGAACGUAGCUUUUUAUAUUAUAAUUGAAAAAAAAAGGAUAUUUAUUUUAAACCAAUUUUUUUUAUUAUCUGAUUUGCAAAAUUUAUUUAUUUUUACAAAUAGACCCUUGUAUUUUUCUUGUAAAUUUUAUGUAUUUACAGUUUAUUUAAUAUAAUCUUAUUGAAUUUUUCAUUGCACGGAAGCGACAGUUUUAGACACGAAUUCAAUAUUUACUAAUGCCAGAUUUAUGUAAUUCGCUUUUUUAUUUAUGUUAUUUUUAAUGUAUUUAUUGUUGAUAGUGUGAUUUUUGUGACAGAGAGAAUACGUACUUAUUUUUGUUUUGUUUUUUUGUUUGUUUUUAUGUCAAAUUUGAUCUAGUCUUUGUUUUUAAGUUACAGUUUUUUAAUUGUGAGGUGGGUCAGACCACACGAGUAGCGGUAAUACCGACUUACCUUGCACACUUAGCAAUCUUGAACAUUAUUUAGGACCUCGUAGAGAUGUGGAUAUAACGUACUUAUUUAUUACCACCUGUUGAUAUUUUAGAUGGAGGAUAUUGUUACUUUUAAAUUUGACCACAAAACAAUGCUCAUUUUUUGAAGGAAAAAGCAUUUUUUUGUACAAAUCUCUGACGUAGACAUUUAUAAUUUCGUCUCCUACCUCGAUGAAAUAACUUGAAGCUUUUUUAGUAUACUAAGUAGAGAAGGUUUAUACAAUUGUUACCAAAUCUAGACAAAUCAAGCACUCGUCAAAAAAAAUGUCUAAAAAACUAAAUCGAACAAAUAUAAUGUAAUAUACUUUAAUAAGCUUUAUAUUAUGAAAAGAAACUUGUUCAAAGCACUAACUUAUAAUAAAUUGUUUGCAAAAA